Molecule: messenger RNA, 2319 nt
Organism: Lycium barbarum (goji berry)
Lineage: Eukaryota; Viridiplantae; Streptophyta; Magnoliopsida; Solanales; Solanaceae
Exons: 12
Coding region: 1-2319 (772 amino acids)
Biological process (GO): proteolysis
Molecular function (GO): cysteine-type peptidase activity
Source: RefSeq, a predicted model, not a curated record
AUGGACAAGCCGAAGCAGUUUUAUUGUCUACGGGGUUUCCCUUUUGCUAUGCAAGUGUGGAUAUAUGAGUGUUGCUCUAACGUUGACCCUAAUUUAAUGGUUAAAAUCGGAAGCCGAAUCCCAAGAAUGUUUAAUUGGAGAACAGUGAACCCAAAGCCAUCUGUUAACUACUUGAUGUUGGGCAUGUUUAAGGACGGUGAGGACAUUUGUUGUAAAUUCAACAACAUUGUUCCGACCAUGUCAAAGGUUGAGAAGCUUGGUCUGCGUGCAUACCUGAUCAACAGACCUGCACCACCACCCCAAACACACCAAGAGGAGGAAAAUGAAUAUGCAGAUUUUACCACAACACCUCCCCAUGUUGCCGCUGCCAAGAAAACUCAAAAGAACGAUGCUUCAAAAUCUCCACCGCACAAGAAGCCCAGGAAGAUGUCGACGGCAGCAUUGCUUGUUCAGAAGUCACCAACCACAAUCCCAAAAAAACCUACAGUUGGACAAUCAUCUAAAAAAUCUGCUUCGGUGGUAGAUAAGUCGGUUCAAUCAAAGGAAAAAGAAAAAGCUGCUCCAAGUGUCCACCGCGUUCCUGUUGACGACGUAUCCACCAGCAAAUCAGUUGAACUCACAAGUUUGUGGCAGGAACUUAAUCAAUUUAAGCAGGAAGUGCUUACUGAAUUCAAGGUUGUUUUUACUGAGCUCAAGGAUCUUCGCAAAAUUAUUGAUAAAAAUUUCGAAAAGGUUUUGGAACAUGUCAAAGGGAAACAAAACUCAGAAAAGAUUCAUGUAUUUUUACAUACUUUGGCCUGUGUUUUUUAUAAGGAGAAGGGUCUUGCACCGGAUAUUCAAGUCGGUAUUGGCAAUGAUAGCGGCGAUACGCUGAAAGCUUCAACCGAAGAGAUUGCGGAAGGAGGUGAUCAUUCAGGAGAACCGAAGACUUCGGUUGAACGUUCGGUGGAUCAAACAGAGGAAAAGGGUCUUGCACCGGAUAUUCAAGUUGAUAUUGGCAAUGAGAGCGGCGAUACAAUGGAAGCUUCAACCGAAGAGAUUGCAGAAGGAGGUGAUCUUUCAGGAGAACCGAAGAAUUCAGUUGAACGUUCGGGGAAACAUACUGUGGAAGAGCAAAAAUGUUCUGAUGAUUCAAAUAAUUCUGAGAUGAUCGCACAGGUGCUAGAGGAACCCCAGGCAGCAGUUUGUAACGCGCAGCCGUUGUCUCAGUGGUUGUUGCCUGAUGAGUAUUUACCUAGCCAAACCCCAGGGAAAGAAAUCAUGUUACAUCCAUCAGUCACACGAGCUACACGCCCCAGUAAAUACAAGUCUUCACCGUUUAUAGAUCCCAUUACUGGUCCACUUGAUGUACAGAUGGUGGAUGAAUACCGUACUUGGCUUCGGAACGGUCUGCUUAAAAAACUACGAAGACCAUUACAAAAAAAAAUGGCAGUUUUUGACAAUGGAGUCAAAUUCAAUUUUGGCAUCACAACUGUCAAUGAUAAGAACUGGUUUUACCUGUUAUCGAUGGAUGAGAGCUAUUUUUCAGAACAUUCGGUAUGCUGUGUUUUUGUAAAAUACAGAGAGCACAUUGACGUCAUUUUCUAUUACUUUCGGAAGAAAGGAAAGUAUGAUAAAAGGAACAAUUUCAGCUUCACCACUGUUGACUGCCUAUUCAAGCAGAGAAUUGAUGUGGUCCACCACGCAUAUCGCAAUGUUGAAACCCAGACAAAUGUGGCAAAUGAAGAGCAAGUAUUGAUUGAGUAUGUCAAGGGCCACAGGCUUAUUGCCAAUGUUCCGUGGCAUACGGUUAACAACGUGCUAAUACCGGUGAAUAUACAAGAAGAAAAUCAUUGGUUAUUGGUACUCCUUUCAUUCAAGGACAGUCGUCUGUAUGUUUACAACUCGUAUCAAUCAGCCGGGCACAACGCAAUUGUUAGGAAUGAAAUAAAAAAGCUUGCUACACUUCUGCCACAUUUCCUGCAUCUGGCUGGAUUCUAUGUAAAUAAAAAAAGCAUAGAUUUGGUGAAAGACCCAGCAUAUGCGGAUAAGGGACAGAUCGAUGUCCUUGAAGUUGUCUAUGUUGAUAAUCUGCCGCAUCAAACUGCUGGUAGCACGGAUUGUGGUGUCUUUGUGGCAGCGUAUGCUGAUUAUUUGGCAUCGGGUGAAAGGAUUCCAGAUGUCAUUGAUGCACACAUGCAGCGUAUGAGAUACGAUGCACUCUUAUGGGACUACGCUGAAGGCAAGGUUGCUGACAAAGCAGAGAGUGAUAAUGAAGUUCCACCAAGACCGAUUAGGCCAGCAAUCGAUUACGACACUGUAGAUACAAUUGAUGUUUGA